Zingiber officinale is the source of this 1165-nucleotide messenger RNA. Its product is annotated as homeobox-leucine zipper protein HOX4-like. The record is from RefSeq and is a predicted model, not a curated record. Gene Ontology annotation, molecular function: DNA-binding transcription factor activity, RNA polymerase II-specific; sequence-specific DNA binding. Bases 220 to 1032 code for a protein of 270 amino acids. Gene Ontology annotation, cellular component: nucleus. The transcript has 3 exons. Gene Ontology annotation, biological process: positive regulation of DNA-templated transcription. NCBI's taxonomy places the organism in Eukaryota, Viridiplantae, Streptophyta, Magnoliopsida, Zingiberales, Zingiberaceae.
CCAGCUCUCUCAGUUCUGCCUCACUCCUCUCUCUCUGUCUCUCUCUCUCUCUGCGCCAAUGGCAGAAAGCUUCGUGAUGAUCUUGAGCUCUGAAACAAAUAAAGUGCUCUUCUCUUGAUCGAGGACUAGUACUGGAGUGCCUCUUCUUUGAUCGAUCUCCAAAGAUCGCAUCUUUUUUAAAUCUGUUUCUUGCUUUUUUAUUGGCAUUGCUGAAUCGCCAUGAAGAGGCCCAUUGCAGACGCAGGUUCAUUCAUGGCGAUUUGCUCAACUGUUUUAGCAGAGGAGAACAAUGGCGCUUACUUGGAGGAGGAGGAGGAGGAGCUGGGAGAGACGGCGGAGGAGGUGGGGCUGAGGGAGAAGAAGCGGCGGCUGAGCGCGGAGCAGGUGCGGGCGCUGGAGAAGAGCUUCGAGGUGGAGAACAAGCUGGAGCCGGAGAAGAAGCUGAGGCUGGCGGAGGAGCUCGGCCUUCAGCCAAGGCAAGUGGCGGUGUGGUUCCAGAACCGCCGCGCGCGGUGGAAGACCAAGCAGCUGGAGCGCGACUUCUCCGCCUUGCGCGACGGCUACGACGCGCUCCGCCUCGACUACGACGCGCUCCGCCGCGACAAGGAGGCGCUCGUUGCGCAGAUCGAAGAUCUGAAGGCCAAAUUGGGCGGGGAGGAGAGCGCGAGCUUCGUCGUCUCGUCGGGACCGGUGGCGGUCUCGUCGGAGGAAGACCCCGGCCCGCCGGAGCUCAUCUACAAGGACGCUGGGUCAUCGGACAGCAGCAACUCCAGUGGCAUCCUCAACGGCGAGGGUAAUCUACCGCCGGCAGACACGAACACCGCCGCUGGGCGUGGCGGCGCCACCUCCUCCUUGCCAAUUUCUGCCCCUCAAUUGCCUUUCAAGGGACAAGGAUUCGUACGCCAGAUGCUGAAGCUUGAGGAAGAGAAGGCGGAGGAGGAAUUCUUCGGCCGGGACGACCCAUUCAGCAGCCUCUUCUCCGACGAGCAACCGCUGGCUUUCAACUGGUACUUCUCCGAUCACUGGAAUUGAUUCAGUAACGAUAAUUGUAUCAAUAAUGUUUAAAUUUCGUGUAAUAUUAUGAAAAAAGAAAUUUUGGAGGAGUUUGUGAGAUUGAGAUCUUUCUUCGAAUUUUGGUAAAUAAAAAUUUAUCAAAUUUGAAUUA